Messenger RNA from Acinonyx jubatus (cheetah), 2046 nucleotides. It is a transcript of the gene MCUB, whose product is annotated as mitochondrial calcium uniporter dominant negative subunit beta. NCBI's taxonomy places the organism in Eukaryota, Metazoa, Chordata, Mammalia, Carnivora, Felidae. Gene Ontology annotation, biological process: mitochondrial calcium ion homeostasis; calcium import into the mitochondrion. The record is from RefSeq and is a predicted model, not a curated record. The coding region runs from base 543 to 1760 and encodes 405 amino acids. The transcript has 10 exons. Gene Ontology annotation, molecular function: calcium channel inhibitor activity. Gene Ontology annotation, cellular component: uniplex complex; mitochondrial inner membrane.
GGCUGGAAAAGUUUGCGUAGCGCAACUUGGGCGGCGGCGAAAGCCGAGCGGCCGGCCGGCAAGUUCUCUGCGUGUGGCUGGCCCUCCGGCUCCGCGCGCGGGCGGACCGCGGCAGGUGGGCUCCCGGGCCGCAGACGUGGGUCCCAGGAGCCGAGGGAAGGCGAGGAGGCGCAUCACCUCGGCCACUGGGCGGCGGCCCGGGGAGCAGCAAAAUCUCCCCGGGAGGCGGUUUCUUCGCGGCCACCGCGCGCUCAGGAGUUUUCAGCCACUUUGCCGCCGGCUCGGUGGUCGGUGCAGAGAGGAGCUAUAGAAAAACGAUCGAGCGGAGGGGCUGUCCCCCGGGGGUGCACUGUCGUAGGAAAGUGAAAUCUCCAGCCUGAAAACCGCCAGCCCCUCCCUUCUAAAAAGAGGGAAGAAAAACUCGCGUUUUGUUCCGACACGCGGGUGAAUCAUGAGUGUGUGUCGAUCUCCAGUGAAAAGGGAUCUUCUGCAUAGCUUAUGUUACUCAGAAGAGCAGUUGUUUCCACGUCUGUCACCACAGCAUGUGUAAUAGCUUGGAAUUAUGGGCUUGCUUAAAGAAAUCCAGAUGUGUUCCAUUUAUACGGUGCCCAUCUGUUUUCAAGUACGGAACAUGUCACGCAGAUACCUUCAGGUCCCCUUCCUUGCACUUCAUCUGGAAACAGAGCUCACUACUUCCCCCAGGUGUGGACACAGCAGAGGAUAACCUGUGCCAGGUUUUGUGUGUGAAGCUGUGUGGAAAUCUAAAAUACAGUCAAUCACAUCUUUAUAGUACAGUGGUGCCCCCUGAUGAAAUAACCAUUAAUUAUAGACAUGGCCUUCCCUUGAUAACCCUUACUUUGCCAUCCAGAAAAGAGCGUUGUCAAUUUGUGGUCAAACCAAUGUUAUCAACAGUUGGUUCAUUCCUUCGGGACCUACAAAAUGAAGAUAAAGGUGUCAAAACUGCAGCCAUCUUGACAACAGAUGGCCGUGAAAUUCCAGCUACCACUUUAAUGGAAAUUUUGCUAAUGAAUGAUUUUAAACUUGUCAUUAACAAAAUAACGUAUGAUGUUCAGUGCCCUAAGAAAGAAAAACUGAGUAUGGAGCAUGCCACCGACAUGGAAAAUGUGAAAUCCUUGGUCCACAGACUGUUUACAGCUUUGCAUUUAGAAGAGUUUCAGAAAAAGAGAGAGCACCAUUUACUGGAGAAAAUUGACCACCUGAGGGGACAGCUGCAGCCUCUUGAACAGAUAAAGGCUGGAAUCGAAGCUCGCUCAGAAGCCAAAACCAGUGGACUUUUGUGGGCUGGAUUAGCAUUGCUAUCCAUUCAGGGCGGGGCGUUGGCCUGGCUCACUUGGUGGGUGUACUCCUGGGAUAUUAUGGAACCAGUGACAUACUUCAUCACAUUUGCAAAUUCCAUGGUCUUUUUUGCAUACUUUAUAGUCACUCGACAGGAUUAUACUUACUCAGCUGUUAAAAGUAGGCAGUUUCUUCACUUCUUCCAUAAGAAAUCAAAGCAACAGCAUUUUGAUGUGGUGCAGUACAACAAGCUAAAAGAAGAUCUUGCUAAGGAGAACACAAAACCAGAUCCAACUUCCAAAAGUCAACUUUCAAAAAACCCAGGCGCGGGAGGUGCCAACAGCCGCCCAGCCAGCCUCCCAAGGUUUAAAUGGCCCGACGCCCGGCAAGAAAGAGCCGUCCGGAGGACAAAGGCGGAGCGGGCACGCCCCAGCGCCGGGCGCCGCUACCCCGGGCGGCCCUGAGGCGGCGGCGACCCCGCACGGAGUCCCGGGCUGGUUUUCUGGACCAGAAGGCAUUUAACAAGCUGCCCCCACCGGACUUGCGCGCUUCCCUCCAAGACCCGCAACUCUUUCCGGCCGCCCAGCUCCCGCGUCCCCGCCCCCGCCCGCGCGCCCCGCUGGGGAAGCUGCCCCGCGCCCCCUCGGCACCCGCGGGCCUACCUGCAGGGCGAGUCCCGCUGAGCCCCGGCGCCGAAGUCAUAGUGUCCCAGCCCGCAGAGCUGGCGCCCGGGAAAGACUCAGCUUCCUG